AGAGUGCCUGUUGAAGUGAAGAUACUCUAAUGGGCUGCAGAGCUGGAGCCCCUGUGGGGUCAGGCAGGUCCAAGGGUGACAUCAGCACCGAGGGAGCACAUCCYAUCUGCUGUCCACAGCCCCUCCUGUCCCCCUGGCUUGGGGACUGAGUGAUGUCCAGCUGUACAAUGCCCUUUUUCCAUGCAACAGCUCCUCUACAAGGUGAKAAGGGGGCUUUGGGGAUGCCCACAGGUGCUGACCAUCAACUUCAGUCUAUAAAUUCAUCUUUCCUCAAGCCCAUUUUCCCACAGGGAAAUCCUGAGCAGGACACAAAUAUCAUCUGUGACUUUUCCAGCUUUUCCUUCUGCUUCUUCCAACAUAAUCACAUCUACUGAUUUCUGCUUGUUUGCAGGUCUUGUUUGCAGCUGGAAGCUCAAACCACUAUUUAUUUUCUGUAUGGGUUCCUAAUCUGGAAAUGGAUCUCAUUUGCUUUACUAAAUUAGAAGCAAAUUAAGCUGAACACAUUGUGCCAUGUCCGGAUACAUCGUGGUGCUUUCACGAAAGGGGAAAAACCACAUUUGUCACUGCUGUGAUUUUCUUCUUUCCUCAGUAUCAUUAACUCCAUGUUCUCAAAAAGUACAAAAUGCCUUUAUAAACGGUAGGGUUCUUUCUUGGGGCAGGAGUUGAGGGUCCAGAGCUGCAUCUGUUGCACAUCUUUCAUCCUUUCAGCCCCUUUAGAAUAUCCCUGCCAGCACCCCAAGCUCUCUUCCCUUGCAGUCCCUCCCCUUGCUCUUAGACACACUUUGAUUAUCUGCAAUAUUGCAUUUCAUAGUGUAACUAAAUAGUUCUGAAAAUUUUCCUUUUGGCAACUACUUCUUCCCUUUUGAAUGGAAUAUUUUCACUACCUGUAAAUCAGCUUUAGGGCCUUGUAUGUCUAAGGAGAGUAAAUACCCCACAGCUCCAAAUGAGACAAGUAUUUUGCAUUUCUAUUUCCUGAACCAUCAGGGAGAAUUUUGUGUAAAAUGCAGGAGAAAUGUCAAAGUGAUAAAACAACAUUGGUUGUGGUUCAUUCUCUGGUUAGAACAGCUGGUGUUAUGGAAAACAUUCAGCACUAUUAAGGCAAAUACUUUAUAGGUUCUGCUACAUUUCAAAAACAAUUUUACUGAGUGAYAAAUACUAUAUCAGCUGAGGUUUUUGUUAUGAUUUCUAGGUUUACUGUUUUAMACUUGAAACUUAUCUGAAGUGUAUUUCUUUGCUAGGAAAGUUUGCAGCCUGGAUGUGAGAUGGACUCCCUGUCCUGCAUUUAUAGAUACAGACACCGGCUUCAGUUUCCUGCCGCCAAAACACAUUUAUUCUGAGAUGGGGUAAACACUGCUCCUUUUCAGAAGAUCUGUUUAAAGCAACUGAUUUGCAAGAUUAUUUUGUAGCUGAGAACAAUUAAGAACUCUAACAGCUUAACCAGCUGUGAUAAUUAGCGCUCACUAAGCCUAUCUUUGGGGAAAUGCAGCACACUGUCCUAUUUUAGCUCCUCCAUAGUAAGGACUGAGAAAAUAAUGUGAAUAACCAUGGUUCUCCUGAACAACUCCUUGGGAUGGGGAGCCUGGGGCAGAGUUGGGCUGGAUGUGAGCUGUCACAGCAGUGACUCCUGCCUGCCCAGCUCCCAAGGUGUGUCCUUUGGCUAACCACAGGUGAUAAAUCUAAAUUGUCAUCCUGACGUAAGCAAAACUUGUCAGUCAGGGUAGAAGUGCAUGCUGCUCCCUUCUCACAGGAAGGGGUGUUUUUACUUUCCUAACUCCUAAAAGCAGCUCCUGGGCUCCUGGUGGGGCAGUGGUGGUCCAGGGCAGGAUGCUGGGGAGGCUGCUGAGGCUCAGCCCUGGGCUGUGGCAGCGAGUGCUGGCUCGGCCGGUCCUGUGCCCCGCCAGAGCUGCUGGCAGCAGGGCAAAGGACASCCAGGACACGGCUCUGCAGACGGCUGAUCCAGGUAAAGCUUACAGAAAUGACAGAAGGCCUACAAAUUUUGAUAAAAAGGUGUUAGUAUGGUCAGGACGCUUUAAAAAGGAAGAGGACAUCCCCAGGCACAUAUCGUCUGAGGUCCUUGAYGCUGCAAGGAACAUCGUCAGGAUUAAGGUUUGCUACAUCAUGAUUGCUCUGACAGUGCUGGGCUGUGUCACCAUGGUCAUCACAGGCAAACAGGCUGCGAAGAAGGAUCAKACCCUGCUGAGGAUGAACACAGAGAAGAAGGCCAAAUGGAGGGCUGAAGUGGAGAAAGAUCAGCAGGCAGCUGUUGGGAAGUCACAGUGAUUUGGAACAGGUUUAUUUUAACAGAAGGAGAUAAGUGAUUUGCACACGUGACAUAUGGACCCGUCUUCAUUUAACUCUUUAGAACCUUUUCAUGGAAACUCUCUCAGAGCAAAGACUCCACUGCUUAAAAACUGCUCCAGAAGUCCUUGGAACUGGAAACUCCAGCUGCUUUCUGUAACUUCUGGUCUUUGUCAAGAGGUCCAGCUGAAAYGCAAAAAUCUCUUCUAAACUGGAAAGUGUGGGAAGGACAAGAGCAGGAUCAGCUUUCCAUGGUGCUGCUGGUGCUCAGGUGUCCUUACAGUCAGGAAGGACAUGGCCCUACAUCAGGGAGCACCACAUUCUGUGCAGUGCCUCAGGGCAAAUGGCCAAAGUGACCCCUGCAGGGGRAAGAGCUGCCUGGAAUAUGUUUUGCAAUCACAAAGAGGUCAAUUAUCUCUGUGUCUCAAUUAUCUUUGAGCCUGCUGCCAUCACUGUCCCCUCUCCCUUCCACCAGCACCUUUUGGGAUGCUGUGGCCAGGGGAGAGUGGGUACACGAGCGUGGGAAGAUGGAAGAGUGUGAGCACACCCUGCUGAUGGAUUUGGGCCAGAAGGGGCUUUGGGCCAGAGGAGAUGGUGGUGGUGUGGAGUGGUUCCUGUGGGGCAGCCCAGGAAAUCCAUGCCUGGGAGCCUGCCCUGGAGACAUCCCUUGUCCUGCAGCAUCUCACUGGCUUUCCUUUUCAUCUUCUGCUUCCAGUCAUUGUCAUGAAAGUUGUCUGGCACUUGCUUAGCUGUGAUUUCAGUCCAGAGUAAUUGUUAAUACAUGGUUUGCUAAAGCUGAAUUCUUUUUAAUCAUCAUAGUUCAUUAACUCAUAAUAAAACAGCUGUCCAAUUACAUCUAAAACAAA
Molecule: messenger RNA, 3164 nt
Organism: Malurus melanocephalus (red-backed fairy wren)
Lineage: Eukaryota; Metazoa; Chordata; Aves; Passeriformes; Maluridae
Product: protein FAM162A-like
Exons: 4
Coding region: 1825-2280 (151 amino acids)
Biological process (GO): cellular response to hypoxia; positive regulation of release of cytochrome c from mitochondria; neuron apoptotic process
Cellular component (GO): mitochondrion
Source: RefSeq, a predicted model, not a curated record